Molecule: messenger RNA, 7578 nt
Organism: Spirodela intermedia
Lineage: Eukaryota; Viridiplantae; Streptophyta; Magnoliopsida; Alismatales; Araceae
Source: the annotation of a GenBank genome assembly
AUGGCCCCAGGAGGCUGUCUGCAAUUGUCGAGCAGACCACGUACCACGAACAUAUAUGGUCAUGCAAAGUCAAUUAAGGUACAUGACUUGAUUCCUUUUAUCCCUCAUCAUGCUGCAACAUUCAUCCUGGUUGUCACAUUCUCACGUGGAACCUGAUUAUGGUCCUUAUAGAGAACAGAGCUGAGAGGAUGGGCUAGUCUGUUGGUUUUCUCACCUUCAUCUAAUUUCUCGGUUAGUACUUUCUAUACGACACGAUGUUGUUCCUUUUGAUAAAUUGUUCACAAAUUUCAAGAGUGAACACGAGGCACCAAGAAACUAAUGUGCAUCCUAAAAAUAAUAUUUUAAUCAUUCUGUAAGUUAUACUCAUUAUUGUGGCCUCCUGAUAUUCUGCUUUCAGAGACAAGAUCACUGGAGUCUCCGUUUUUCCAACAGGAUAGACAAGUGCAUACAUAAUGUUCCCUACAGAUACAACACGCUUCCAUGUCGAUCCUUUGCCCUACCCAGUGGGAUAAAUGGCAACUCACUUCUCAAAAAAACUGCUGACGCUUUGACCAGGUAGUUUUCACUUGUGUGUAGUGGAUGCUUAUUCGCCAACUAUUUUUUUUUUCAAAUUUUUCUGUCAAUGUCUGUUGACAAAACCUGGUGAUUUGAUGGAAAACUGUAUAACAUGGACCUAGAGGAAAAUUAUUGUCUCACUGAAGCUUGGAACAGAAAUGCUUUGUCGUAUUGUACUUAUAAAUGAUCAAAUUCAGAGAUUCCUGGAAGAUGGUUGUGCGUCACGUACGAGUUUGGUCUCUUAAUCUUAUGGAUUAAUUAUCACUAUAUAAAUGUAAAACAAUUUAUCAAAUGUAUGACAGAGAAGAAGAAUGGAAGUAUCUGCUGCAAUUCUGAAGGGACUAGACGAGAAGGGAGGAAAAUGAUCUCAUUCUUUUGAAACAGGAUAUUUGUUUCCAUUGUAAUGGAGAAAUGCAUCGCAAAAUGGAAAUGAGAAUUAAAUUUACCUAAGACAUUUUACGACAUCUUUCUUUGACUGUCAGUGGGCUAAGAUGAAAGUACAGCAUGGGAAGGUCUUCUCGUUGAGGAUCAAUGUUGUUUUAUGGAAAGUAACUUACAAGAGGCUUCUAACAUAUGAUGGAUUUAGUUUUUCUGGUCUGAUGCUGAGGAUCGUUGCAUGCAUCAUCAAUGCUUACUUGAGAAUCAUUUUUUUCAUUGGAUAUCCAAGUAUCGUAAUUUGGUUUGGUACUUUUCCGCUCAUGAACUGGUAUAAAUCCUUUUUCCUAGACCACUUUCUGUCUGACUGGUGGACGCACCUUCUCUCUACAGUUUUGUGCAUUUUAUAGGAAUGAAAUAUAAGCUUUCAGGAUAUUGAAAUGUUUUGACCAUAUAUAUCACAUGCCUACUCAUUUGAUGAAAGGAUAGCAGAUCUAAAUGUCUCUCAAAUCUUUGAGGAAAAAAAUUUACAUCUGCUUUUCUGGUUUUCUUCAUAUCUCUCUGACUGUCUCCUUGGUUGUUGUCAUCAAGGGUUCCGGCUUCAUAUUUGUGUUCAUGUUUACGUUAGUAGGACAUAACAGUCUCUUCUUUGUUUUUCCUUUCCAUCCAUGAUGGAAGGUAUAAACGGUUAAGUUAUAUGUAUUGUUUUUACGUUUAUCAGGGAAUUGUUUUCUUCUCCCAUCUGCAGAAAAAAAAAGUUUCACACGUUUCUGUGAAAGUGAAUAUUUGGGUUUGAUAUAAUGUGAUUCAUCUAUCUGAUUAAAUCACUUCCUCCAGCUAAUAAUAAUUUAAUCUUGAGUGGGAUGAGAAUUAGUUUUUAUCUCAUUUUGAGGUGGUGAUUCUCAACUGCUACAUCUUUCCGUCAUAUUCGUAGCACACGAGUACUGACUAUAUUUUUUUUACUUUGCAGGCCAUACAACACCUUAGAUGGAAGUUCACUAUCGUACCAGUUGGUUCCAGCAGUUGGGGUUAUUGCUUUUACUCUAUGGGGACUUGGACCACUCAUUCGCCUCUGUAGAUGGAUGCUUUUAAAAGUAAACUACCAUUCUUAAUCCACUUGAAUCUUUUGCCUGGACGUUUUACUAAUGAAAUUUUCGUGGUUCACAGAGAAAUGAUAAUAAUUGGACGAAGAGCAGGACUUAUUACAUUUUUACAUCUUACAUUCGACCGCUGCUUCUUUGGUCUAGUGUUAUAUUCAUCUGCAGGUAUACAUCCAAUCGUUUUCAAAUCAUUAAAUGAGACUGCUAUUAUCUCAUAUUCGUAAUUUCUUAUGGGUUAUAUUUUAUUUACUAAAUUCACAUUGAUGUGCAAAUUGAGAUAUUUACUAAUCAUAUUUAUUUAAUAAGUAAUCUAAUUUCUUAUUUGUCUGAAAUUUACUUAUUUUUACUUCGUCAAAUAAUAUGUUUGUUCUUUCUGGGUAGUGUCAUUUGUAACAGAUUUUUUUGUUCGACAAAGAUUGAAUAUCGACAUGAAUUCACCUAAUUGAUAGUAUUCUUGUGAAAUAUACAGGGUUUUGAAUCCAGUAACCCUACCUUCAGAAGCAAGCCAAGUUGUUAAGCAGCGCCUUUUGAAUUUUGUCAGAUCAUUAUCAACUGUGUUGACUUUUUCAUUUUGUAUAUCAAGGUAAGGGAAACUUGUUGCCAUUAUAUUUUGAUAAAUAUUUUUUUUAUUUUUUCUUUGAACUUAAAAAUAACAUUAAUUUAUGUACUGAGUAGGGAUGCAACACGUCUAUCAGCAGCCAUUUACUGUUUCUUGUUUAACUGCUUAUUUUCUCACGUACGUACUUGACUGAAGAUUGAGAAGUUGAAUAUUUAUUUUCUUUUUCUUAUUCGUUGAAAUGGUUUAUAACGAGUACAUCUUAAAUUUUUUCCAUUUGAUAAUUAGUUCCAUGUGAUGUUCUUUCAUAUCGAUUCGAUAUUUUCAUAUGAAUUGAUGAUGUUAUUGUGAUGGCUGAUCUUCAUUGAUUUAUUUGUAAUCCUCUGCCUACUUUUUUAAUCUAUUAUUAUUUAUAUUUUUAAUGUUGCUGACAUGGCAUACAUGGGUAUUUUUUACCUUCUGGAUGCAGCUUGAUUCAACAAUCGCAGAACUAUUUUACGGAGACGAAUGACCCAAAUGAUUCACGAAAUGUAUGCUGCUUUGGUUUUCAUUUAUCACAAUGUUUUUAUGGCUUGAAUCAUCCUCUGAUCUUCAGCUUGUAUCAUAUCUGUUAUCCCGAGAUUUGGGCGAAUGUACGCCCUAAAGCUACCUUAGAAGUGUCUCCACUCACGGAAUUAACACUUCUCUUGUAUUGGAGAACCAUACAGAAGAAUUAACAAUGGAAAAUGGGAAAGUAGAAGGUUCGCAGACAAUAGGAAGAGUUCCUGAGGUCGGAUCGGAAUUGGACCUCCCCAGGGACAGAUCUCCCGCUCUACUCCUCUGUUUUUCUCCACCUCUUAUUUCGGGCCUCUUCCAUAUUUAUAGGCCCUAGUACAUUAUUCUAUGGUUGUCCCCCCUCAACGUGGGGGUCUAGGUCGUAUUUUGAAGACGACGGUUGGCUUCGUAACAAUAUCACUGAUGAAUCUUUCCCAUGUAUGUCACCAAGCUCUGGGUUUCUAUUUACGAUAUUAAUUACUACCUGAUUUCCGAUAAGGACUCUAUAUUUAUUUAUUUUCCCCCUUUCUCAUUAGUAUCAGGAGCAUGGCCUCAAAACCAUUGCGAAGUGUGCCGUUUGGGUCCUAGUUGGGUUAAUAUAAUUCUAACAGAAUAUCCCCUAGAUAUUUUCAAAAUAGAUGCCUUCCUCAGUAAACAAGCUGUCACUAUGCUCUUAUUAUAUGUUUUUAAUCAUAAAAGUAAUCAUUCAUGCAUUUAAUAGGCUUUCUUUUCACCAAAGGACGGUGUUUAAGAGAUUUCCAAGUAACCCAUGUGAAGAUUUCUAGGAAUGGUUCAAAGCAUUGAUCUGGAACACAACUAUGCAGGAUAAUGUGAAAUAUGUGGGUGGUUGGUUACGCACAGUUUUUAUUCUCCUUCCAGCAUGAGGAGAUUUUCUUUUAAUUUAUCCUAUUUGUUUAUCAUGUUGUAGAUAGCUAAGGUCUAUGAUGAUCGUCCUUUUGUGACAUACAUUUAUGUUUCUCAAUGGGCGGAACAAUUGAUAAGAAUGCUUCAAGCAUAGACAUGCAUCUCUAUCCCUGUGAAAUGAAACUCAUUUUGAUGAACAUUUACAGUAUGAAAAUGUAGUAGCACACAGUUAAUGGUGGCAAAUAUUGUUGUGUGAGAUCACUCUAACUGAAGUGUUUUUUCUUUUAAUGCAAGCUCCUUGUGCUCAAUUUUCGUCUCAGCUGAAUCAGCCUGUCAUCUUUCUGAACGACUGCUUGGUUUCACUAUUACUGUCAUUUUUCAUGCUGUUGAUGAUCUGGCAUUUCCUAGAAACCUAAUAUCGUAUCAAAUUUGUAAGUAGAUUAAAAAAUUUAGGACCAAUAAUUUUUUUCCAUAUUUUGUUUCUCUUACCAACUCGUGGAGUCUCUAUCUCUCUUACAUUCACCAUUGUAGUCGGCCUUAACCAUUCGUCUUGCCCAAGACAUUGUCCAGUGUUACCAGAAGUAUUUUUACUAUUCCGAUGACUUCUCUUGUUGAAAUGACUUACUUAAUAAAAAGUUUUAUCAGAGUGUUCUUACAUCUUUCAUUUGUAUUGCGCAUUGGAUAAUUUUAUAAUCUAGAAAAGACAAAGAAUUCCAGCCUGAGUAUUGCCCAGCUUUUUCCUAAAUUUUAUUUGCAGUUUCCUAUUUUUGGAUCAUCAAAGCUUUCAUGUUGUCUGUAAAUUCUGUCUUAGUUUUUCUGAGGAUUAACAUUACCCUCUACGUACUUUUUUUAAGAUGGGAUUUCGGUUUGCUGGUAAAGCUGUGUACACUGCAGUCUGGGUUGCUGCAGUUUCACUAUUCAUGGAGCUACUGGGUUUCUCCACCCAGAAAUGGCUCACUGCUGGUGGUCUUGGAACAGUUUUGUUGACACUUGCUGGUCGUGAGGUGCACUCUUCUCGUUUACCACUGCUACCUUCGCUAAGUUGUCUUGCCUGAUAAUUUAAUGGCUCGAACGUUUAUAUUUCAUCCAUUUAUUCUCCUGUUUUUCCACCUUUACUCUUUUAUCAGAGUCUCACUGCAUCUAUCUUUGAUGCAGAUAUUUACGAACUUCCUAUCCAGUGUCAUGAUCCAUGCCACUCGACCAUUUGUUCUGAAUGAAUGGAUACAGACGAGAAUUGAAGGUUAUGAGGUUUCUGGCACUGUUGAGGUUCGUCCUGAGUAAUCUUAAGUUGGAAUAAAGGGACUCUGUCCACAUAUCAUUGAAACAUGCCUUUCCUGAAACCAAAAAUAUCAGGAUCUUUAAAUAUAUAUAUUUGUUGUCAUUAGAUUGUGCCUUUUCUGGAGAACACUGCUGUGAAAUGUAUGGUGUUGUCGUUGUUGUGAUAUGGUGCUAUUUCUGUUUGAUUGAUCCCUGAUGCUCUUGUAGCAUGUUGGCUGGUGGUCCCCUACUGUCAUAAGAGGUGAAGAUCGCGAAGCCGUUCAUAUUCCUAACCACAAGUUCACUGUUAGCGUCGUGAGAAAUCUUAGCCAGAAGACUCAUUGGCGCAUAAAGACCCAUCUGGCCAUCAGCCAUUUGGAUGUCAAUAAGAUUAGUGUAAGGAUAGACGCUCUUAAGCGAGUGAUUUUAUGUUUAUUAUAGUCUUUUCUUUCACUAACAUGGGCAGAAUGUUGAUGGGGACCUUUCCGCGUGCAGAAUAUAGUUGCAGAUAUGCGCAAAGUACUAGCCAAAAAUCCUCAAGUAGAGCAGCGGAAACUUCACAGGAGGGUAUUCCUGGAUAAUAUUGAUCCAGAAAAUCAGGCUCUUAGGGUAAGAUUGUGCAAUUUGUUCCGAGUCUUCCGUUUUUUCUUUUUGGGGUUACCUUUAGAAUGUUGGGUAAGCAUCUGCUAGCCACUGGAUUGCUGGAACUGUCUCGGCUUAUGGGUAUCGACGCCUUAGACUAAGAUAAGAUGCUAAGUUGAUACGACUUGGGCAAUGCAAUUCUGACUUGGGCAAUGCUAAGAUAAAAGCACGUUAGCCAGAUGGUGCGUGCUUAAGAUAUGGGGAAUGCCUUUGCCAUAGUCUGUUUAUUUCGAAUACUUUUUAUCUUUUGGGUGCUCCUUGUUUUCUGUGUGUUUUUGGGAAAUGGUGAGUGGGUUGGCUGGGAUGUAUUGUCAUAUCAACUGGAAAUCCUUUGGAGACUAAGAUAGCUGUACAUAUUUCAUGCUGUUUUUAUAUUUGAAUUGUAUGAACUGGUGGAAUUUUUUUCUCCGGCAUCUUCAAGUAGUAGACAUUUCAGAAAAUUAAAUUGAGUUUUUCUGCAUUUGCAUGCGUUGCAGAUUCUCAUAUCUUGCUUCGUGAAGACAUCACAUUUUGAAGAAUAUCUUUGUGUUAAGGUAAGUGAAAAUGACACCGAAUGCCUUCUUCUUUUUUCUUUUCUUUUUUUUUUUUGCGUGCGCUUAGGAAUAUCCUUGUAGUUGUUUAAAUAUGUCAACAGCUUAAGAUACUGGAGGAUGGACAACAGGAAUUUGAUUUCGCAACUUAGGUUUGAUUUUUAUACAUUCGGCAGCGUGCUCUUUGUGUUUUAUGUAACCAACUUGGGUCAACAUAUGUGGCGGAAAAACCCUACAGGAAGCCAUACUGCUGGAUCUGCUGAGAGUAAUAAGUCAUCACCAGGCCCGACUUGCCACUCCAAUCCGUACCGUCCAUAAAGUUUACAGAGAUAGUGAUCUUAAAGGCACCCCGUUUGGGGGAGAGACCGUUUUCUCUAGUCCUGGAACUGCUGGCAACAAGACGCUGCUUCUUGUCGAGCCCACAGCAAAAAGCAGUGGAGAGGAGAAAGCCAAAUCUCGUCAACCUCCUCCCCUGGCAGAUGAGGAGCAGCUCACCAGAGCUGCGGCAUCGGAUGGUGAAGAGAUUGCUCCCUCUUCUGAAGGCCCUCUCCAGUCCGAAUCCAACGUUAAGAAACCAAAGAAGGCAAGUUGGGGCGACACUGUAAGUGAUUCUGAAAGAGCUGUUCAAAACAAUUCUGGAGAGCAGCAGCAGCAGCAGCAACAGAAGAAGAAAGAAAGUACUGGAGAAGAUGCUCCUGGGAAGAUCCAUAAGACGGACCCUUCACCAAGCCCAUUGAAAUCAUCCGUCAAAGAAAUGCCAGGAAACCUCAAUCUUCGGGCAACGGAGAAUCCCAAGGAGAUCCCUUCAUCAGGUGCGGAGGCUCUUGAGACUGCCAUUGAUCCAGUAGAUGGUGGCAAUUGUACGGCUCCGGCACCUGCCAAGCCAAACAGUGACAAGUCCCGGGGUUCUUCGCCUCCAGCAGCCAGGCCCGUGCUGGAGGAGAACCUUGUUCUCGGAGUGGUCCUCGAUGGUGCCAAAAGGACUCUUCCCAUUGAGGAGGGGAUGGGCCCCUCGUCAGCUCCAUCUGACACCUCCAAGGAAUUGACUCCUAUGCGCAGUGCCAGCGUAUCUCCAUCCUCAAGCUCGGGCAAGGACAAGAAAGACGGUCAGACCUCCCCACCUGGUGUGACGACUGUGGGCGACCCACAGGACCAGGAGAGGUGA